AUGAGCAAGAAACUGAGUAGUCUGUUCAGCAAGAAGAAAAGCGGAGGAAGUGGAUCGGCGCCUGAGGGAGGAGGAGGUGCUGCUGAUGACUUAUCAACGGGGGGAGCAGGAAUGGGAUCCAAGUCAGCAGGAGGCUCCUUAGGUGGAUCCGGUCUUGAUGACCCAGGAGCUGGGGGAGGUGGAGGUUCCCUGUCAAAAGGCGGAUCUUUGGGUGGAUCUGGACUCGACGGUGGUGGUGGGGGUUCGUUAGGAGGCGGGGGAUCUGGUUUGGAUGGAGGUGGGGGUUCUGGUUUGGAUGGAGGCGGUGGUUCUUUAGGAGGUGGUGGGGGAUCUUUAUCAAAAGGUGGAUCACUAGGUGGUGAUGGAUCUGGUUUGGACGGAGGCGGAGGGUCUUUAGGAGGUGGUGGGGGAUCUUUAUCAAAAGGUGGAUCCCUAGGAGGUGGCGGGGGAUCUUUAUCAAAAGGUGGAUCCCUAGGAGGUGGUGGUGGAUCUUUAUCAAAAGGUGGAUCCCUAGGAGAAGGUGGGGGAUCUUUGGGAGGUGGUGGGGGAUCUUUAGGUGGAGCGGGAUCGGGAUUGGAUGACAAAGCGGGGGGAUCAUUGUCUAAAGGUGGAUCUGGUCUGGAUGGUGGGGGAUCGCUGUCCAAAGGAGGCUCACUUGGAGGAGGUGGUUCUGGUCUAGAUGGUGGAGGUGGAUCGCUAUCUGGAGGAGGUUCGUUGUCCAAAGGAGGAUCCUUGAGCGGCGGUGGAACUUCUCUUGCUCCCGGUGGCUCAAAAGGAGGAAGCAAAGCUUUCGGAGGAGGAAGCUUCAGUGCUAAAAUUUCGAAAUCAAAACCUGGAUCACUAUCUCAAGGUGGAAAAGGCUCUCUAGGAGGAGAGGGAUCAUUGGGAGGAGGAGGAUCGCUCGGUGGAAGCAAGGACUUAGGAGGCUCUCAAACACUAGGAGGAAGCAAAGAUCUUGGUGGAAGUCAAUCUUUAGGUGGUAGCAAAGACCCCGGAGGCAGUCAGUCUUUAGGAGGAUCGAAAAUGUCCUUAACUCCUGGCGGCGAAUCAAUGGGCGGCGGGGGAUCCAAAUUGGGCGGUGGCUCAAUGACUGAGGGCGGGAAAGAUUCUAUUCAACCAGUUAAUACUAGAAGAAUGGACGAACCAAAGCGAGGUGCAAACAUCAUCACAGGUCCCAAUGGACAAGCCGUCGCUGCUGAAGACUACAAGGAGCAUUGUGCACAUGAAUUGACCUUCAAAAUUGGAGAUAAGCUAAAUAUAAUUCAGUACACUGAAGAUCCUAAAUGGGCAGUUGCCCGAACUGCCAAUGGUCGAAAAGGGUUAGUUCCUGUGAGUCAUUUUGAAAGGGCUCCCGCUGCGGCUCUUGAGUCUAUGCAGGUGUAUCUCGGAAACUUAUCAAAACCGAAAGCCGAAGAGAUGCUACGUACGGAACCCUACGCUGACGGAAAAUUUCUCGUUCGUGAGAACCCACAAUACCAGGGGGAAGUAACGUUGUCGGUUGCUUUCUCGGAUCGUACUUCGGGUGCGCAGAAGUUCGCCCACUACCGAGUCGCUAAAGACGAGAUGGGGAUGGUAUUCGUGGCCGAAGAAAAGAAGUUUACGAGUGUGCGACAGCUGAUCGACUUCUACAUGAAUCAGCAGUCGGGUCUAGUGACCAAGCUGGGCAUAUGGUUCAAAACUCAUACCGACAAGAAAAAAAACGCGACGAUAGAGCGUGGCGAGGUGCAGACUGAGGCGGAGAUAGGGAGAGGCCACUAUGGGAAAGUGUACAAGGGCAGGUACCAGACGAAAGAAGCCGCAAUCAAAAUACUUCAUAACAGAUCGGCUGAAAAUGCGGUGGUGGAGGACGGAGGCCGAAUGGCAAGUGUGGACCACCCGAACGUCGUCAAGUACUUCGGGUUUGUGCAGGACGAGAUCUUCUGGGUGGUGAUGGAGUACUGUUCCAAGGGCAGUCUCCUAGAGAUCCUAAAGGGGUCCAAACCCCCUCCUGAUAAACUGAACACGGUACUCGUUUGA
This is a messenger RNA of Symsagittifera roscoffensis, 2016 nucleotides long. RefSeq names its product loricrin-like. The coding region runs from base 1 to 2016 and encodes 671 amino acids. Gene Ontology annotation, biological process: protein phosphorylation. Gene Ontology annotation, molecular function: protein binding; ATP binding; protein tyrosine kinase activity. Lineage: Eukaryota; Metazoa; Xenacoelomorpha; Acoela; Convolutidae. The transcript is spliced from 3 exons. The record is from RefSeq and is a predicted model, not a curated record.